Tupaia belangeri chinensis (Chinese tree shrew) is the source of this 432-nucleotide messenger RNA. Its product is annotated as 60S ribosomal protein L31. Gene Ontology annotation, biological process: cytoplasmic translation. The transcript has 2 exons. NCBI's taxonomy places the organism in Eukaryota, Metazoa, Chordata, Mammalia, Scandentia, Tupaiidae. Gene Ontology annotation, cellular component: ribosome; cytosolic large ribosomal subunit. The record is from RefSeq and is a predicted model, not a curated record. The coding region runs from base 1 to 432 and encodes 143 amino acids. Gene Ontology annotation, molecular function: structural constituent of ribosome.
AUGGCUCCCGUAAAGAAGGGUGGCGAGGAGAAGGGCCGUUCUGCCGUCAAAGAGGUGGUGACCCAGGAGUACACCAUCGACGUUCACAAGCGCAUCCCUGGCCUGGGCUUCAGGAAACGUGUCCCUCAGGCACUCAGAGAAAUCCGGAAAUUCGCCACGAAGGAGAUGGGGACUCCAGGUGUGCGCACUGAUACCAGGCUCAACACAGCUGUCUGGGCCAGGGGAGUGAAGAACGUCCCACAUCGUCUCCAUGUGCGGGUGUCCAGAAAAGGAAACGAGGAUGAAGAUUCACCCAACAAGCUGCGCUCUGGUGACCUGUGUACCUGUUACCUCCUUCAAAAAUCUGCCGUCAAUGUGGAUGAGAACGAACUGCUGAUAAAAGAGGGGCAGAGGACCCAGCGGGGCAGGACCCCCGCACGGGACAAGCGCUAG